GUUUUUUGGGUACAAUAUUUUGCCUUGGAACUGCACCAGAAGAUGUCAAGCCAGUAAUUGAACAACAACUAGGCGCGUUCUCAACAGAGGACCAACUGCAGCUUGGAAUUUUAAAACAUAUUUUUACGAUACUAACUGGUGAAGUACCAUCAGAUUUAGAUGAAACUCUGCACCCUCACACUUCUUGGAGUGAAAAAAUAGAUGCUUAUAUCAAAAUGAUGGCCGGUCGUAUAAUACAAACAAAGGAAUAUGUGAAAGCGAUAGUACAAUCUGUAUAUGCAAGAAUUCUUAGCAUCAAACAGUACGACUCUUCAAAUUUGCCUAAACUGAAAUCUACAGUCGUACUACUCCGCUCUCCAGGAUAUUCGUCAACUUCAUCUGCAUCAUCAUACGUAACUGAAGAUUUAUCAGCACCACUUUGUGAUGCUGCCAAAGAUGUGCGAUGUGCAGCCAUCAUCAAUAACAAUUUGUCAACUGAAAUAUUGGAAGAAUUCAAAACGAAGAAUCUGUGUGAUAGCUUUGUGAUAAAAUUUGACGACAAUUACUAUAAGUAA
Molecule: messenger RNA, 554 nt
Organism: Bombyx mandarina (wild silkworm)
Lineage: Eukaryota; Metazoa; Arthropoda; Insecta; Lepidoptera; Bombycidae
Source: RefSeq, a predicted model, not a curated record